This is a messenger RNA of Helobdella robusta, 5484 nucleotides long. RefSeq lists its product as hypothetical. NCBI's taxonomy places the organism in Eukaryota, Metazoa, Annelida, Clitellata, Rhynchobdellida, Glossiphoniidae. The coding region runs from base 1 to 5484 and encodes 1827 amino acids. The record is from RefSeq and is a predicted model, not a curated record. The transcript has 6 exons.
AUGGAAGUCAAACCAAAAGUUAAAGCUCGUGUGAGUCUUCAGCGGAGCAUGAAUGAACAAAAAUUAAUGAAGAACAAUCGUACUAGUGAUUUGAACAACAAUAAUAACAAUAACAUAAACAACAACAAUAACAACAUAAGUGAACGUAGCACGGUAGAUAACGUAUUUGAAUUAGACUCGAGAUGCAGUAGUGAUUCAGUCAGGGACAACCUUGACAGCGUGCAUGAUUUAAACUCUGAUGUCAUCCAUUCAGCCACUGAACCAGAUGAAAAUGAAGUGACAUCAAACAACAAGAUAGAGCUGAUUAAAAUUGAGAAAGACCUUUGUGACGAUAGCAUUCGUAUUCAUUCAGGUGCUCACAGCAGAAACUAUGCUGAAUAUGAAAAUUACAACUCCGCCGAUGAUGAUGACGAUCGACUAAAUUUAGUUGAAGGUUGUCACAAUGAUGAUGGCCAAGAUGGCUAUACAAAUAACGAGGUGAAUAUCCGAGAUGAACAUUACUCGCAUGAGAACCGCUUGCUUUCCAAGUUGUCGCAACUGUCCGCAGAGUUUUCAAAGCCAGACUCCGUAGGUUUAUUGUUGGUUAGUCAACUUCUAUCUAAUUUUCCUCCUCUUCAUUACGAUUACGACAGUGAUGUUAGUAGCAGUGCUGACAGCCGUGCAAAAAAACCUAGCCCUCCUGGCUUGUCCACAUCAGACAACAACAAAUUUAACAACCUUGUAGGCAAGAAAUCUGAAAAGAGUAAAAGUGACAUUUGCAAUGGCAUAAGUAAAUUAAGAAACACUGCUUUCAACAAUCUGCAUGAUGGAACCUUCAAUUUAGGCCAUGUUUUAAAUGCCGGUAUCCAGAACUGCAACGAGGAUGGUAACGCUGGCAUGGAUGAUAAGGGCGAUGUCAUUAACGCCAUUCAAAUUGGAUAUAAUGUCGGCGAUUGUUAUAAUAUCAACGAAGUCGAUGGUGGUGAUAUUAAGAAUUCUGAUUCUGAAAUCUUCGUCAUGUCACCACAUUUAAAAUUGAAUGCAAAGUAUGCGUUCAACCUGCAACAACCAAAUAUAAAGCCAAGUAGCAAAGAAGGACAUCGUAGAUCUCGUUCACAAAUGGACACGAAAGCAAACAACUUUUUAACGCGAAUAAAAUCUCACCAAAGCGACCAAAAUAGAAAAAGUAAACUAAACAGUCACUAUGAUCGGCAACGUUUGUUAUCAAGUUUCAACAUUGGCCAACAGAAACGUUCUAGGCAACAACUUUGUCAAUCACCAUUUCAACAAAUAUUCGACGGUUCCAUGUUGAUCGGAAGAUGGAAGUUGGACCGAAUAUACAGCGUUUUAAUGGAAAGUAAAGACACUUUGGCUAAACUUUUAGAAACUAAAAAGUUAGUAGAGGAAUUGAAAGUGCAAAGUUCUCGCCAACAAAGACUUUUCACGUCUCGUUUACAAUUAUUGCAAAAACAAAUACAGCAGCAGCAACAAGAGAUUAAGCUCACAAAACUGGGCGAAAACAAACGUUUAAAAGUAUUACAAGAACAAUUGUUUGAACUGAAAAGUCAUUUGAAAAAUGUUCAAGCACAACAAGAUCAAAUUGAAAAACAAAAAAUGGAACAACAAAUUCUGGAACAACAACAACACAUCGAACACGACCAACAAAUUGAAAUGUUAACGUUUUUAAACGAAAAAUUUCAAAAUAACGUGGACAUGGGAAACGAAAGAGUUAAAGAAGUUAUAGAGCACAUUCUGAAAGAAAAAGAAAUAGAUUUUGUUGGUCUUAAAGAACAGAAUUUGAUUUAUUCUCAACAACUUCAACACCAGUUGCAGCAACAAGAAAUGCUGCUGAAACUUUUGCACCAACAAACAAAAUUGCAAAAACAAGAAUUCAACAAAAAAUAUCAACAUUUAGAAACAAAAGUUAAAAAUCAAAUAGUGAAUAGGAAAGAAUUUGCAUUAGACGAAAAACUACAAGACCUGACGAAACAACAGAAACCUCAACAUCCCUGUAAAUUUUUGCAACGUAAAAGUUCUCCAUUAACAAAACAAGAACACAAACAACAUUUAAAAAAGGGUAAACAACAGCUAAUUAGAGUUAGGCAGCUAAAACAACAUAAAGUUUUAAGAUAUCCAAAUCAAGUAACAAAUUUUGAUGCAAAAAAUAACGCAGAGCAAUCUAACGAAACUUUUUUAGAAACAACCGAACAAGAGUCUAACAUUGGUUGUUUAGCAUUACAACAAAAGAAAACAAAUUGUGAUUUGGAAACCAUGCCCCAACAAAGGAAAAAACUGUCUCGACAAAAGAUAAGCAGCGACAAAGUUAAAAACGAAGAACAACAAUAUAAACAUCAACAACUACUGUCAGAAUUUAGAUGGCAUUCAGUUCAACAACAAUCACAACAAUUUAACGAUUCAAAAAAACAAAAAUCUCUUUCGAUUCCGACAAAAUUUUGCAAACAAAAAUUGAAUUCAAAAGAAGUUCGACAACAUCAUCAUCAAAUCAAAGAUAUUUGCCCCAAAAAUAGCAACAAUCUACUUUUAGAUCAACAAAAUAAUCAAUCCAAAAAAAAAUCAAAAAUUAUAGAAGAGAUGCAAAAAGAUCUAGAAGGAGACACAAAAGAAAAGUUAAACUCCAGAGUUAGCAUUGAAAAAAACUCUCCUCAACCACUUUCAGCAAUUACAGAAACAACAACCAGAAUAACAACCAACUCAAGUAGGAAUGAGAAUAUUGCUGACGAAAGGUUCAGUGAAGAUUUGAAGAUGUUAGUUGAUAGGACCAGUGCUAGUGACUGCAGACGUCAUUGGGAUGAGAUGGAGGAAGAAAAUGAGGGAAAUCACAACAGUUCCCGAGAAAAUUAUUUGAAAAACUACGAAGAUGAAGAGGAUGGUGAUAAUUUUGUUGACAUCAAUAAAAAGAGUAAAGAGAAUAAUUACAACAAAAGAAAUGAAAAAAAAUUCGACAUUAAUUCAGAUGCUUGCAAUUUCAAUAAUGUUAAUGAUGAACAUGAUGAUAUUAAUUGCUUGACGUGGGAACAAAAUUUAGCAAACGAUGUAAUACUUAAUGAGCUUGUUGAUGAAAGCAAACAGCGUGCAACAGUUUCGAUGUAUGGAUCUGGUGGUGAUGGCGAUGAUGAUGAUUUUAAAAAUAGUAAGAAUCGUGAUGAAUGUAGAAUCAUCAAAAGGAUUCUAAAUAGUCCUUAUGUUCUUGAUAUAAAUAAUACCCUGCAUGUUGAUUGUUUUGAAAAUGAAAAAAUUUCUCAACUGGCCGAUGCUGAAUUUAAUAAUUUUAAUAUGGUUUUACAAAAAAAUUAUGUGCAAGAAGGCAAUAAAGUUGGUGAAGAUAAAAGUUAUGUUGAUGGUGUUGCAAUUGAUAACGAUGAUUACGACUGUCGGUCUUUGAAAUCGGAGAAAGGAAAUAAACCGAAUAAGAUUGAUGAGAAAAUGAAAACUUCAAAAAGACAGCCACAGGAUGAAAGAAAAGAACCAUCACUAAAUCAUGACCUACAGCAGCAACAAUUUAGUCAAAGAUUUCAACGACGUCGGAUAAAUUCUGAUUUAUCUAAUGAAAUAAACUCAAAACUUUCAAUUCAAGAGCAACUGAGGGAACAGCAUGAAUUGUUGCAGAAACAACAAUCUUUGUUAAUUAAAAUUAAAAAUGAACAAGAAAAAUAUUAUAGGCUAAAAAAUAAACGUGAUAAUAUUCAAAGUCAUUCGCAAGGAGAGCAGCGUCAAGAAACGGAAAAAUUUAAAAAUUUUCCUACUACUAAUAAUACUCUCUUGGUAAAUAAUGAAGAUUUUUCUUUCGAUAAUAUUCAUGAUAUACCAACAACAGCUGCAGCAAAUUUCAAAAAAAUGUCAGAAAAAACAAAUGGAACAUUAUUGGCAACAAUUAAUACAACAGAAUCAGAUAAGUUUUCAAAACCAUCUGAGUAUCGCAGAGUUAGAUUUAACAAAACUAUUGCUUCAACAAACAUUUCAACAGCAUCCAAUUUUAAACCAACACAUAUUGUUUCAGAAUCGCCUCAUUUCAAUUCGAAGAAAAAAUCAUAUAAAUCUAUGAAGUUGGCUAAUUCAAAUUUAGAUAAAGCCUCAAUGUAUUUGCAUGAAAUCAUUUCAAAUGAAGAGAUUGCACAUUUGAAAGUUCCGGAUUCAGAACCUGAAUUAGAAUGUGACACCGCAUUUAAAAACGUUUUGAAAAACUCCACAAAUAAUGAUUUCAACAACGAUGAUUUGCCAAAAAAUGUUGAACAACCAGAAAAAAAGAAAUUGGAGGGAGAUUUCCAUCAACAAUACGUCAUCGAGUUAAUACAACAAAACUCCCCAACUUCUUCCACACUAUCCAGCCCCAACUACAACAAUAUUUGUGGAAACGAUCAGCAAGAAAAACUGGAACAGUUAAGAAAUAUCAAGAAUAAAAAUUAUAACACUAAUUUUUCAAAAAUUCCAAUGCGCCAAAACAUUCUAACUAAACAAUCUUCACAACAAACGUUUUCACCAUCGCCAUUUUCAAUUGACCCUAACUCCUUCAUCAACCAGGCAUAUUGUGAUUCUUCAUCGACAAAAAACAUUUACAACAAAAAAGGCAAAGGCGAGGAAAGUAAUUUUGAAAUGAUUACUGAUGACUCUACUUCAGUUUCAAGUCAGAGCAUACAUCUGCAGCAGUUGAAUUCGUCCGACGAAUCUUUUGACUUGAAAUUCCUCGAUGAUUGUUAUGACCCCACACAUUACGCGACAUCUUGUUCGGAAGAAGAAACCAGCAUUAAUGAUGUUCAGACUUACGUAAGCUGCACAAAAAAUGUGUGUGCAUCGGGUGAACGAUGUGAAGGUAGUAACAUUGCUACUGGCAAUAGAUCAUACCGUAAUAAAUAUAAAAAUAAUUCCUCAACUGUUCCAAUAGAUUAUGCUACUGAUAAUGAAAAUAACUGCGAUAGAUAUAAUGAUGGGUUUGCAAAAAAGGAUUUUUUAGACAAAUUUAAUUGUGACAACGUCAACAAAAAAUUGGAAAAAUCAGAAAAAAUAACUGGGCGUUACAUUGUUGACAAACAUUCUUCGAAAAGUCAUAAUGAGUUAAUUAAAGUGUACACAGAAAAGUAUAAAGAUGAUUUGAUUGAUCAAAUUGAUGAAAUAAUGGGGUUCGGUGUCGGUCGCAAAAGUCAACACAAACUUCUUAAAGAAUCGGCUGAUCUAUUAAACAAUUCAUCACAAGAAAUGGUUAAACAAAUUCCAUUGAGAAAGCCAUCUAAUAAUGCUUUUGAAGAAAGCGUGUUGACUCAUAAGAAUAAAGAAUCACCUUUCUUUCUGGUCGAAGACAAGAGGAUGUCAAAUCAUGCUGAAAUGUAUGUGGACAGAGUGUGCGCUCAUGGCCAAAGUAUAGUGCAAGCCAUCGAAUGCGAACUAAAUUUUGUUAAGCCGUAUUUAACAAAUACUGAAAAUUCAACCACUACAAAAUUGGCUAGAAGAGAAAUUACAAAAAUUACUCAAUUUUUGCAAGCUGAAAAAUAA